This is a messenger RNA of Rhinichthys klamathensis goyatoka, 1651 nucleotides long. RefSeq names its product germ cell nuclear acidic peptidase (gene gcna). Gene Ontology annotation, cellular component: nucleus. The transcript is spliced from 12 exons. The coding region runs from base 14 to 1621 and encodes 535 amino acids. Lineage: Eukaryota; Metazoa; Chordata; Actinopteri; Cypriniformes; Leuciscidae. The record is from RefSeq and is a predicted model, not a curated record.
UCUUCCGGUGGCGAUGGAUCCCGGGACCGUGUCUCUGUUUCAGAGAGUCUCAGAGAAGCUGGGGUGGGACCGAAACGGGGGUCUUGAUGAAGCUGAAGAGAAGCUGAGGAAGAGCUUGAGGAAGAGCCGGCGUCCAGCGCUGGGCAGCUUUAACACCGACGGCUCGGGCAAGGAGAAUCACACUCCGGAGGAACACCUGACUUCAGAUGAUGAUGACUUUGAUCAGUUUCUUGCUGCAAAGGCUACACCAAAAUCCACAUUAAAACAAUCUGCAUCAGCUGCCCAGAAGCCAAGAGAACCCAUUCCAGUUUUGUCUUCAGAUAGUGAUGAUGACUUUGAAAUAUUUUUAAAUCGAGUGAAAACCCCUCAGACUAAAGUCCGGUCUCAGUCGGUGAGCAGCAGUGAUGACCGUUUGAAACGCUUCAUAGUGGACAGCAUUUCAUCCGAUGAGGAUUUUGUCUCUGAGAGGAAGCCUUCCGUUAAUAAAGGGAAAGCCAGUGCUAGAACUCCUAAACCCGUCCAGAAGAGCGAGAAACGCCCCCCGCCCCGCUGCGAUGAUCCAGUGUUCCUGAGCGACAGCGAUGAGGACCGUAGCGCUGUGAUCCGGAGCACCUGGAGGACCCGACACCCCCGAGAGGACAAGCCUCAUGUCCCGGUGACUCCCAGCGCUGGAGACGACAGCGGCAGCUCCGAGGAGGAGUUCCAGUCGUUACUGGACCGGGUCCGGCAGAACCAGAGUCUCGCAGGCCGAGCCCAAGCCAGCCCGAGGACGCCUGCAGAACCCAAACCACGAGCUCCCUGUUUGUCGACCCCGUCUGCCGUGGGUAAGAGAGCUGGUACAGGAGUGCCAGUUACCCAGAGUCCCGUGAGCCGAACCGAGCCCAGAGCUCCUCCCAGCAGCAGAGCGCUGCUGUGUAAAACCCCCGGAUGCUUCCUGCAGUCUCUGGCUGAUCCGGGAUCCUCGUUCGGCCGCAGCUUCAGACAGAAGAAAGAGGAGCUGACCGCCAAACUCUUCCAGCUCUACAACUCCAGCGUGUUUGACAGUCAGCUUCCCACGGACAUGUCUGUCACAUGGAACAAGAAGAUGCGUAAGACAGCGGGGUAUUGCGUCUCGGGCCAGGAGCGCGGCACUGGGACACGAUACGCCCGUAUCGAGCUGUCCGACAAAGUGUGCGACUCCGCAGAUCGUCUACGGGACACGUUGGUGCAUGAGUUGUGUCACGCUGCCACGUGGCUGAUUAACGGCGUUCGUGACGGGCACGGGCCCUUCUGGAGGCUUUAUGCCCGUAAAGCAAUGCUGGCUCAUCCCGAGCUCCCGAUGGUGACCCGCUGCCACAGCUACGACAUCAACUACAAGUACCAGUAUCAGUGUAACCGCUGCGAGAACUCGAUCGGCCGCCACUCUAAGUCACUGGACACUACGAAGUUUGUGUGUGCUUUGUGCACCGGACAGCUGGUUUUGCUGACUCCCUCAAAGCCGCGGGCGCCAGCGCCCUUCGCCAGCUUCGUGAAGGAGAACUACAGCUCCGCCAGACAGCAGCUCGCAGGACAGGGUCACGCAGAGGUCAUGCGCAAACUCAGCGCCGACUUCGCCAGCAAGACACGUCUCAGUCAGAGCUGAUCUCUGAUCACACACACACACACACACACA